UGUUGAUCAGUGUGAACGUCUUAUCCAGUGAUGGAACUGAAAGAAAGCAACUAAGAAGAGAAGAUUCAAAGGGUCCGAAUCGUUAAGGUGUUGACGUUAUGAGAGAAAUAAUAUUUAAUAAGGUUCUAUAUACUUCAUUCUCAUGGCUAAAGGAAAAUUAAGGGGUUCAGAUUCCAAUAACAAGUUAUCAGCUGCUAAUGCAACUUUUAAAAACGGGGAAACAUAUACGUCAGAGUUUGAAAUUAACGAAAUACCACCUAGUGCCCGCACAUUGCUUACAAAGGGUUAUAUACAAGAUGAGAUCAAUUCCUAUUCAGGUGCCACUGUGUCAACACGUGGGCGUUUUAUGACAGAGCAGGAAAAAUUAAGAUGUCCCAAUGAACGUCCUCUGUAUUUAUAUAUACAGGGACAUACAAAACAUAACGUAGACUUGGCCAUACAGAAGAUCAAUGAGAUCAUUAAAACAGAACAUCAGAGUUCAUUAAAUAGGCCCAGUAGAUUUACUAAUGCACCACCACCACUUAUGAGUUUACAUUCUGGAGUUACAUCUGUGGAAAAGAUUUGUGUUGGAAUAGAAAAUGCUCCAGAAGGGUUUGAUUUACGAGGUCGAAUUAUAGGUGCAGGUGGGUCAAAUUUGUUGUAUAUAAGAGGAGAAACUGGUGCAAAUGUAACAUUAAGGGGUAGAGGAUCACAGUUCGUCGAUCCAGUUUUAGGAACUGAAUCUCCAGAGCCGCUUCAUUUGUACAUAGAGCAUCCCAAACCGGAAGCAUUACAAAAUGCAAAACAGUUAGCAAUUAAUUUAAUUCAAACAAUGCAGUCUGAAUUACAGUCUUACAUACAGCAACAACCACCACCAGUACAAUCACAGCAAGUUAUAGAACAAUCGCAAAUACAACAAACACAAUUUCAAACCAUGAACAUUGGUACUUUGGGACAACCUAAUGUUGUUACUAUACAACAUCAAGAUAUUAUACAACACCCACAAAGUAACAUAGUAACAUUGCCAGCAACAAUUCUCACUGCUACAGUAACUGGCGCACCAGGGUCUGGUAUAACAGUUCCUCCACCUGGAGUACACAUUCCUCCUCAUUCUGGACCAUUAGUACCAUCGCCACAAGCUCAAGAAAUACAAACAUUCAUGCCCCCUCCACCAGUUGGACAAGUGCAAUUAAUUGGUCCUCCAUCGACAGUAAGUCAAGUGCAAUAUCAAAUUCAUUCUGGACAACCAUUGCAAAUCCAAGGGAUUCAACCUGGAUCACAGUCAUCGCCACAACCUGUGGCUCAAAUGUAUGUGAUGAGUCAGCCUCCCCCACAGAGUCCAGCUCAACAGAAUUUUAUAACGAGUAGUAGUGCAGCCGUUAGCGGGGCAGUUUCUUAUGUGUACACACAACCGAAUAUGCAAAGGUCUUCUACACCACCACAAGGAAUCAUUGAAACUGUAAAUGUGAAUUUACAACAACCACCGCCAGCCGCACCGAUUAAUAUAACCCAACAACCACCUCCGCCGUUAUUACAUCUUCAUUUUCCACCGCCGAACUUUCCUCCAAAUCAACCACCGCCUCCUGUACCGCAAACUUAUCAAAUACAGUACCAACAAGUGCAAACGCCAGUAUCGCAAUCACAGACGCAGUUUGUAUUACAACAUGGUGAACAUAUUGUUUCACCACAGUUGCAACAAAAUCAUGAACAGUCGCAGGCAGUGGCUCAACACAUGUUACCUCCACAGUUCGAAGGUCAUACUCCUCAGUUUCACCUACAAGUACCUCCUCCAUCAACACAGACCUUCUUAGUCCCCAAUGCCCAAUCACCACAGCACCCACAGCAACAUCCCGGAGGUGAAGUUCAGCAUCAACAAGAGGGGCCAGUGGAUCAAGGACCUCAGCCACAGCCAGUUCCACCCCCUCAAAUUGUACCACCACCAUCAGCUACUCAGAUGCCAAAUUCUAUGAAUGUUCUUACUAGUAUUCCCCCGCCAACGCAAGCGCCACCUCCACAAAAUGCCCCGUGGUUGUAUCCAGCACAACAACCGCAACAGAUGUUGCAGUCUCAAGGCCAAUUACAGGUUCAAAUGCCACCAGGAAAUAUUCCAAUGCACAAUGUACCACCACCACAAGUUCAAGCACAGAUACAGUAUCAUGCUCAACAUAUGCAAUAUCAGAAUGGUCAUAUGCCACCGCAAAUACACUAUACAAUGCAACCACCGCCUCAGCAGUUUGAUCAAAAGCCUGAUUCACCGGAACAGAAAUCUCAUGGUGUAAAAAGAAGGUUUUCAGAUGUUGAAGCAAACCCGGAGGCACCACCAUAUCAGUGUGGUCCACUACCUGCUCAGCGACAUGGAACAGGAGAAGGUGAUCGGCAGCAGCAAGUCUUACAUGGUCCAUCACCAGCAGCUGCGGGUCUACCACAUGGAGAUCGAAACAAGCUGCUAAUGCCACCUCCACAUCCAGGUGAAAAACGGAGUUUGGACCAAAAACCUUCAGGCAUAAGUUCAGGAAAUGAGCAGAAUCUGAUAGGGGAUUCUGUAAACAUUCACCCUGGAGGUGGCCUGCCUCUUCCUCCACCACUUCCACCACAGGCGCCAUGGCAGACUCAUCAUGUCAGAGCUCCAUGGGGUAGACCACCACCAAUGCCAAGAGAUGGAGAGCAUCAAGGAAUGUGUCCUACUCUACCUCCAAUUAAUAUGCCUCCACCUCAAAUUAGACCAAGAGGACCCGUUGAAGGUAACCGUUCGCCCGUGCAAAACGCGAUACUGGAGCACCCGUUGAACCUCGAGUAUAAUCAAAUGCCACCAUACACGACAAAACCUCCCCCUUACAAUUCACAUCCAUUGAUGCAAUCCAUUUGUAAUCCACCGCCACCCCCGCCUCCACAUCAUCAACAUCGACCGCAGCAUCCUCCUCAGACGAUGCAACAUUACCAGGUGCCAAUUUCUCAAGCAUAUCAGCCACAGACUUCCUGUCCACCAUGGAUGAACUGAAAAAGAAAAACAUUCAGUGGACACGAUAUACACGUGAAUAAAGUUUUUACGCUAGUACCUUACAAAGAUGACUGAUGCGGUCCGUCCGAUUACCACCGAUCAGUUUCCGCUGCGGGCGCUAUCGAUUACGGAGGCCACGAUAUUGGGGGAACAACCACGUUAAACGGACGGGGCGUUGCAUUACGUUGUCUUCAUUCGAUUGUUCCUUGCGAUAGUUAAUUAUAAUUUAAUUAUUCGUUGCGUCGAACGUGUUGCAGCAGGGUAUGCUGUUCUGUGAAUACAAACGCUGUGUACAUGUUACGAAAAUUAUUUAUAGCGAACAACUGUAAGCCUUGAGGUAGCGAGACGCUAGUAAGAAAUUUAUAAAUACCGUGUUGACGAGCGGGAAUAGUAACUCGAUCAUCUGAUAUAUAAUUACGUACAACAAUGGAUCGCGUUUAUUUGCGAUUCGAAAUGAAAGACUAACUCUACUAAUUGUCGGUGCGAUGCGGGUGCAUGUUGUUAGAAUGGAGUUUACUGGAAUUAGUUCCGAGAGAUAAAAUGCUUUUAGUAUUCACGCACGCAGGACACACCACGAUGACCUAGCGUGGGAUGUACUUUUUGUAUUCUCGUAGAACGUAAUAUAGUUGCUCUCGAACUUACCGUACGCCGUCUGUUUCCUUUCGUUCUCGGUAUGUUGUACCGUAUGAUCUGUUCAUAGACAAUAUACACACAUACACCCAGGACACGGUGUAUGCGAUUUUGUAUGCAGACGUGAAUAAAUCGUUGCUGACGACCCUACGAAGCGUUAUCAAAAUUUUCGGGGUCCCUUCCGAUGUGAAGUUCAACGUGAUCCUA
Molecule: messenger RNA, 3814 nt
Organism: Dufourea novaeangliae
Lineage: Eukaryota; Metazoa; Arthropoda; Insecta; Hymenoptera; Halictidae
Product: extensin-like
Exons: 16
Coding region: 143-2977 (944 amino acids)
Cellular component (GO): nucleus
Molecular function (GO): RNA binding
Source: RefSeq, a predicted model, not a curated record